Messenger RNA from Dictyostelium purpureum, 396 nucleotides. Its product is annotated as 40S ribosomal protein S26. The record is from RefSeq and is a predicted model, not a curated record. Gene Ontology annotation, molecular function: structural constituent of ribosome; mRNA binding. Gene Ontology annotation, cellular component: cytosolic small ribosomal subunit; ribosome. NCBI's taxonomy places the organism in Eukaryota, Evosea, Eumycetozoa, Dictyosteliales, Dictyosteliaceae. The coding region runs from base 9 to 350 and encodes 113 amino acids. Gene Ontology annotation, biological process: translation. The transcript has 2 exons.
AGAACAAAAUGACACAAAAGAGACGUAAUCACGGUAGAUCAAAACACGGUCGUGGCUCAGUCCCAUACAUCAGAUGUACCAACUGUGCUAGAUGUGUCCCAAAGGAUAAAGCCGUCAAGAGAUUCUACAUUAGACCAAUCGUCGAAAACGCCGCUGUUAAAGAUAUUUCAGAUCAAGGUGUCUUCAACGUCAAAGGUUACAAAUUCCCAAGAACCUACGUUAAAUCACAAUACUGUAUCUCAUGUGCCAUUCACAGCCACAUCGUUCGUGUUCGUUCAAGAGAAGACAGAAAGAUCCGUACUCGUCCACAAAGACCAGGUCAAAAGAAAGUUGGUGACAAAAAACAAUAAAUUUAACACCUUUUAGUCUAAAUUUUAAAAAAAAAAUAUAAAACCU